Paramisgurnus dabryanus is the source of this 2719-nucleotide messenger RNA. Its product is annotated as tetraspanin-7-like. Gene Ontology annotation, cellular component: plasma membrane. The record is from RefSeq and is a predicted model, not a curated record. NCBI's taxonomy places the organism in Eukaryota, Metazoa, Chordata, Actinopteri, Cypriniformes, Cobitidae.
UCGAUCAGAUCAGAGAUUUGUGGUUCCUGCACCAGUAGGGGGAGAUCUGGGUGCUGUGGGUUUACAGCAUCACAGCCAUAAAACUACCUAAUCCCCCUCAUACUUCGUCACAGGCGCAGUAUAGUCAGCAAGCCAUUGCAGAAACAGGGAGCAUUUGCGAUCAAGAGAGCAUAAGAAAUGUUUGGAAUAAACAUUAUAAUACUGCGAAUAGGGGGCAGAGAAGCUGUUAGCGAAGAUAAGCGUGCCAAGCGUUCCUCCACUAAAACGAUUUAUGGCCGAAUAAGGGUGUAAGGAGGCGGUGGUGAGUUGAUGACCGGUCAUAAAACGCUUGGGAGAGAGAUGAGGAGGGACAUUAACAGGAGAGAACAAACAACAGCAGCAGGGGAAAGGGAGGAGUAAAAGAGAGGGAGAGAGGGAAACAGCGAUAGAGCAAGAGGUUGAUAAAGAGUGAGACUGGGCCAUGAGCUCUGUGCCACCUUACAACUCGCUGCCGGCUCGGCAAAGUCCACGCCGUGAAAAGGAGUGGGAAAGAGAACUGCUUGGGACAAGAAGACUGUCCUCCCCAGUACAGCCGGCUUGUCCAACCCUACCUUCUGUCUCUCGACGGCCCUCUGCACUUCCUGGAUAUCUGCUGUCACCCUCGCAAGAGUACGCUGAUCAACAGCAACGUCUUUCAUUAUCGCUGUGCUCGGAGGCCUCGCUGGCGCCCGCUGUGCCUGCAGUGGGCGUUGCUCCACCGUGCUGCCGGGCGGUGGGAGUCAUGCCCUUGCUGCGCCUUGCGCUUCUGAUUUUCAGCUUCCUCUUUUGGGCAGCAGGACUUGCGAUCUUCACCCUGGGGAUAUGGGCACAAGCGUCACUGUCCGACUACAUGCUGCUGUCAGCCAACCGUUACCCCAAUGCCCCCACCGUCUUGUUAGGCACAGGGGCUGCGGUGACUGCAUGGGGCUUUUUAGGGUGUUUAGGAGUGGCGGCCAACCUGCCUUACCUUUUGCGGGCAUAUGGCUUCUUCCAGCUGGCUAUGCUCAUAGGUGGACUAGCUGCUGGUCUUUCAGGGCUCUUCUACAGGGAGGAUAUUGCCGAAGGGUUUCGUAGUGGGCUGCAGAAAGCUGUAUUGGAAUACGGAGAAGAUGAGGGUCGCGCAGAUGCGCUGGAUAGCCUCCAAAGGUCACUAAAAUGCUGUGGGGCUGAGGGUUGGCGUGAUUGGCUCGUGUCUGAAUGGGCCACCCAAGAUGGUAUUUACUCAUCAGGACGUUCAGAAAAUGACUCUGUGGCCGUUUCACUACCAGACAGUUGCUGUGUACGGCGCAGAGGCUGCCGAAACAGACCUUUGCCAGAGAACGGAUUUGGGAACGUUGAUCCGGCAGGGAUUCAUGUCCACGGUUGUUUUCGCAAAGUCUUCAGCUUGGUAAAUGACAAUGUCUUUCAUAUAGCCGCAACAGUUUUGGGCCUUGCCUUCACUCAGGUGGCAGGUAUCGCCCUUGCAUGCCUGCUUGCCAAUCGUCUUACGCCCAGACUGCGAAGACAAGUACACUGAUAUGAAAAAACGCAGUAAAUCAAUCGAUUUACCAGAAUGUUCUUCUCUACCUGUGCUUUCAUAUUAGAUGUUUAUGUUUGUAUUGGACCAAGAAGCUUUGAACUGUAUAUGAUAUUCUGGUUACUCAAUCCUUCAAGACAGCAUGGACAAAACUGCACAACAUGGGAACCCUAACAGCAUUUUGGCUCUGCAUCAUAUACUGUAGCAACAUUUUCUUUAUUAGACACAUUCUGUAAAGUUAAUGAAGUCAAAAACUGGAUUUGUGCUAUAGAUAGAUUUGUGGCAGUAGAUUUAAUUGAUUAUUGAAAUAGAUAGUUUAAACAUGAAUCUGUUAUCUAUAUAUUUAACUUGGAUUGUUGCAUGUGUUUGUCCAGUACAUUAAUGCAAGUAAAAAACAUAUAUGUGUAUAUGUUUACACAUCAAGGCAUACCUUGGGUUGAGUCUGUAAUGCGACGAUCAGCGGGUAGCAUCCUUCGUGUUUGUGAAAAUGUUUUUUAAUUACUAUGAAACAUCUUAGUAAGCUUUCUAUAAAUUGUGUUACUAUCAUAAGAAACUUGACCAGCAGUGACUGUAGUUAUAAUAUUUGAUUAUAUCCGAACUUAUUUGCUCUUGAAUAGUUCAUUUCCAGGUAAAAUGUACAUUGAUUAUACAAAUACUGACAAUAAAAAAGCCAAAUUGUUGAGUUUGCAUCAGGAUGCAUACAGCUAUUAAAUCUACUAAAUCUAAUCUAUUAAAAAUUAGAUUUAAAUGCUUAAAAAAUGCACUUAAAAAAAAACAUGCACGACUCUGACCAAAUACUUAAACAAAGCUGAGCAUAAAGUAGAUUGACCUUAUAUGCACUUGAUUUAUCUUUUGCUGUUUCUAGAAGUAACAGACCACAACUUAAUCUGUAUCUUCAAUUAAAUUAGUUUUUGAAUGGUUAUAUUUCUUUGUUAUUGUCUCAGCUCCGAUUAUAAGCGUAGGAUAAUUUUUGGGAUGUCGGGCGGUCAAUGUCAUCUGUGUCUUCACUGACCUGAAAAUGUGGAUUAAUAGUCAGCCUACAUAGAGGGAUGAUUACCUUCGGAUGAGACUUUAAAAUUUAUUGGGAACGAUUGGGUAGGUAAUACGGUUUAGAGUAUAUUCAUUCAUUAAUCAUUAUACUGUAUGACAAAAUAGGCUGUGUACAUGCAUCAUCAUUGCUAGCUG